Messenger RNA from Caenorhabditis remanei, 321 nucleotides. RefSeq lists its product as uncharacterized. The record is from RefSeq and is a predicted model, not a curated record. Lineage: Eukaryota; Metazoa; Nematoda; Chromadorea; Rhabditida; Rhabditidae. The transcript has a single exon. The coding region runs from base 1 to 321 and encodes 106 amino acids.
AUGCCUGUCUGUGCAUUCGGAUGUUCGGAUGAAAUUUUCACCCAAUUUCCAGAUUUUCAGCCGAUUUCCAAGUCAUCAAAAACCUACAUGAUAAGUUUUGAACUCUUGCUCGCACUUCUUCUCCCACGCCAACGUGCGGAACAAUUCGGUCGCCAGAAUCAGAAGAAUCGGAAUCAGGAGUCCGAUGACAAUGAGCAUCUGACGGGAGACGGUGGACUUGCGCCACGGAUAACGAAUCGACUCAUCGUCACAAUAAUAUCCACGUCGGUAUGGGGGCACGAACUCGUGGAAGAUGUAGAGAGGGAUGGCUGGAAUAAAUAA